Trichomonas vaginalis G3 is the source of this 2469-nucleotide messenger RNA. Its product is annotated as PHD zinc finger family. The coding region runs from base 1 to 2469 and encodes 822 amino acids. NCBI's taxonomy places the organism in Eukaryota, Parabasalia, Trichomonadida, Trichomonadidae. The transcript has a single exon. The record is from RefSeq and is a predicted model, not a curated record.
AUGCUUGGGAUAAAACUCGAGCAUUCAGCGACUCUGCUUCCUGGAAUUCUACAAGAAGCAAGUCAGGCAAAGAAAGACACUAUGUGGACAGAAUUUCCGAGUGCUGUAAGGCUCGACCAACAAAGCCAAUCGAUUUCACCAACAGAUAUCUAUUUAUACGUACCUUCGUUUGGAGAAACUCACAAACAAACGGCUGUACGUAAUCAGAGAUCACCAGGGCAGCGUGGUAGAUCGCCAAAACAAGCCCCACCGCCUCCACAACCUUCAAAACCAUCUCCGAUUAAGCCACCACCUCCAAAGGAAACGCCACCGGAGGAAUCAGAACAUCCGCGCGAAAUCAUUAUGCACGAUGAGCAAGGAGAACCAUGGACAUUACGCUGUGUUUGCAAUGUAAAAUCGGGUGAUGGUCUUCUUGUUGUUUGCGAGCAAUGUGGAUGCUGGCAACAUGCUAUAUGUCUCGGUCUUAACAAUCAUACAAUCCCAGAAAAAUACAUUUGCGAUGUUUGCUCAAAUAAGAAAAUUAGAUGUCGAUGUGGUCGAAAUUUGAGUUUUAGAUUUGCACUUAUUAAAUGCACUAAAUGCGGAAAUUACGUACAUAAACGUUGCGAAGGCCUAGGAUACGGAAAUAUGCCGAAAGGCGACUUUGUUUGUUAUUUUUGCGGUCGAUCGAAUUUCCAUUACGAAAUGCCUCACAUGAAUCCAAACAUACAUCUUGAUGACAAUCCAAUCACUUUUACUCAGCCAAAAAUCGAAGAUCUUCUUCAAGAUUUUUCAAACAGUCCUUUCACAGAUUUCAUUAAGAAUGACCUCGCUGAUCAAACCCUCAAUGCAAGAGAUUUCUGCGAACUCCUCUACGAUAAAUUCCGUUCGUAUUUUUACGUGGCCCAUCCAAGAUAUACGACGCAAUCAUCAAAGAAGAAGAGAAACCGGUUAGUCAUACCAUUCCUUACAGCUAUUAAGUAUUUAUGCAAGCAGUUAUAUGACAUGUCCGAAGACAUUUUCAAAGCUGUGUUUAAUUCACUAAUUACAAACGAUAUAUACAAACCACAUCAAUCCAAUAACGACGAAAUUGAGAAAGACAUCGAAUUUACAGAGAAUGCUCAGGUAGAUAUACAACAUAUGAACCAAAUUGUUAAAUUUACUACUCAGCCACGGCCAGCAUCACUCAGGAAGACCGAAGAUGGCGUUGUUGCAGCUACAGACCUUGCUUCCGAUCAAUUUAUCUGUGUUUUGGAAGGAUUAAUCGGAGAUCUCGAAGAAUUCAACGUAGAAGACAAAGUCGAUACCACAUUAUUCCAAAUUACAGACACCAGAUUCGUUCUGGAUGCCUCCCGAAUUCCUUCUUCCGUUCUCUAUCUCAUGCCAAGAUCAAUGUACGGAAAUUGUUCGAUCAAACUGUUCCAGUACAACGGCACUAUCAUGGCCGGCCUCUUUGCCCUCAGGAACCACCUCGCAACUUCACCAGAUGACGUUCCAACCGGAAUCAAAGCCGGAAUUCCACUAACUCUCGGCGUAGACUGGAUUCCAGCCAUCAUAGAUGAUGUUUCCAGGUACCUCAGUUGGACUUUCUCUGACGAAGAAGAGAGUUCUGCACCCCCUGAGCCGAAAUUCCACAGAACUAACUCUGCAAACUCGAUAACCGCCCAUGAAACACCUCAUUUCUCACCGGCUGAGGCCACAAAGCUGAAGAAGCAGCAGGCGAAGCGGUUGAAAGAGAUCGAGCAAGGUAAAAAAAAACAGAGAAGGAAACCUCGUUCGAAAUUACCAAAUGCUUCAACCGAAAUCUUACUUUUCCCACUGCUCAUGAGCGAUUCUCCCGGUGACUUACUGUUCACAGUUGUAGAUGACCUCGAGAUGAUACAAGCAGAGUCACAGGAAAUUGUAUCUACAAUUGGAGCAAUCCACGUAAGAGCGGACAAUGCUCCAAAGAGAAAUUUGCCAACAGGUGGCCAAAGUUCGGCAAAAAUGAAGCACUCUUGCUCAGCGGAAUCAAGACUAGGAAGAGGAAGACCAAGAACUCCGGAAGCGUCAGAACCGUCACCGAACGAUAGCGACGAUAACGAUACAGCAACCGCCGAUUUAAGUGAUGAAGAAAAAGAGGAGAAAGAAGAGAAAACGGAGAAAACGGAAGACCAGUCUGAUGAGGAAAAUGAUGAACAGGAAAAGGAAGAGGAAAACCAGAAACAAGAUAGUGAUGAUGAGAAAGAAAAUCAAAGAAGUGAAGAAGAAAAAGAAAAUGAUCAUCAAAUUGAAGAAAAAAGUGACAAAAUUGAAGAGAAAAGUGACAAAGCCGAAGAAAAUCAGCAUGAAGAAGAAGAGAAUAAAGCUGAAGAAGACCAGAAAGAUGUUCCUUUGUUUGAUGACGAAAAAGUUCAAAAGAUUGUAAAUUCAAUUCAGAAUGAUUUGAAGUAUAAGGCUGUUAAGACAAAGAGCCCUGCUGAGGAGAUGAAGUCUAUCUUUGGAUUGUGA